Cannabis sativa is the source of this 1298-nucleotide messenger RNA. RefSeq lists its product as uncharacterized. Bases 249 to 1298 code for a protein of 349 amino acids. NCBI's taxonomy places the organism in Eukaryota, Viridiplantae, Streptophyta, Magnoliopsida, Rosales, Cannabaceae. The transcript has 2 exons. The record is from RefSeq and is a predicted model, not a curated record.
CAACAACCCAAUCUCAACCAUUUUUCUUCCAAAUCCAGCAAAAUCAAAAUCUAAAAAAAUGUAGAACUCCUAGGAAACCAGCUGAAUCCCGAAAAUCCAAAAUCAAAAACGAAAAGGGAAAAAAAAAACCAGGAAACCUCCAUUGAUGUACAAAAAAAACUCAAAAACAACAAUCAUUGAACAAAGAAAUCGCGAUCAGAGGAGAAGAACCGAGUAGAAGGAGAGCUGGAAAUCAAAGAAACUCACCCAUGAUUGAAUCAGAAGGAGAAUUGAAGGAAACGGAACCAUUACAAAUAUUGGUGCAGAGCAAUGGGCAUUGGGAUGACAACAGAAACUAUGUUGAUUAUGAAUCAAGUGGAGAAUUAAUUUCGACCAAGUGCACUUUUGAGGAACUAAUGAGAAUAAUGAUGGAAGAACUCCAAUGCAACCAUGAAUCAACACAACUACAACUGAAAUAUCAACUGAAGGAAGGAGGCCAACCACUACAAAUCAAGGAUGACAAAAGUCUGUUGUUCUACAUAAAGCUAUUAACGAAGGAGGUUGAUUUCACAAGGUACCCAUUGUGUGUGAACAAAACCAGUAACACGGCACCACCUAACCAAACAAUGGUGUGGAACAAUAUGAUCAUGGAAUCGUAUGAGAACAACGCAGCACAGGAAGACUUGCAGCAACCUGGAAACAACACGGCAACAACUUCCAAGCAACAACUAUCUGCGCAGACGAUGGGAUCUGGUGAAGUUGAUGCAUUUUUCCUAGAAACAGUAACAGUGUCAUCAGAAUCAACCAUACAACAACCAGACAACAACAGAGAAAAAACUACAGCAGUAGAUGAAGAUUUUGACUUCACCGACUAUGCAAAGCUUGUGGCUGCAGAAAUGGUACAGCAACUAGAAAACAACCAGGAAGAAGAAGAGGAAGUGGACAACACAGAAAUGAUGAUCAUCAAUGACAAACGACAUGAAACAAUAGAGAAGGGGCAAAUUUACAAGGACAAAGAAACAUUGAUAAGUACACUAUGCUACUUUGCAAUCAAGAAGACAUUUCAAUACAAAGUAGUGAAAUCUUGCACAAAAGAAUACAACAUAGUGUGUUUGGACAACAAACCGCAAAUGGAGUUUAAAGGCUACAAAAAAUGGAAACACGAAACAUUCAUAAUAAGGAGCUACGAAGAAGAACACACAUGUGCAGUUACAAUAAGAUUUGGAGAUCAACGACAAGCUACAUCAAAGUUGAUAGCAAGACUUUGUAAAACCAAAAUUCUUGAACACCGAAAACAAAGUGCAGCCCUGCGUACAUAA